AUGUCAGCCAGAAAGGGCUAUCUUCAUCCUUCUUCAAAUUAUACCACAACGAUGACAUGCCCCAACAACCAGGCUGGAAACUCGUUUUUCGUGGACUCUCUGAUCAACGUGAGAACCGACAGUGGUUCAUAUUACCAGAGUAACGGGGUGUAUUUGCCACCGGCGUCGGAAUAUUCCUAUGGACUCUCCGGUGGCUCUUGUUUCCCGGGGAUCGGUAAGCGCAACGAGCCCAGCACCCAGAGCCUGAUCCCGUCCUCUGCUCCGUAUGUUCCAGGGAUGGAAACGUGGCUGGAAACGUCGAGAUCGUGCCGGGUGGAGCAGCCCAGCGGCCAGCACAUGCCCCAGUGCUCCUUCUCCCCGAACAUAAAGGAGGAGAGCGCCUACUGCCUCUAUGAGUCUGACAAAUGUCCUAAAGGAGCAACAGUAGAUGACAUCUCCUACUCGUCCGCAUCAUGCCCGGUGACCGGCUCCUCUCUGCCGGUGCCCGGCUACUUCCGCCUGUCUCAGACAUACUCUUCGUCCAGGCUGUACCAUGACGUCCAGCCCAGCAUGAACCACUUCUCUCUGCAGCGACCUGCCCGCGUGGACAGCCAGCCCUCCCCGCCCCAGGCUGCCUCUGAGCCGGAGCGGAGGGAGAGCCACGAGGAGGCGCCUGCCGCUGCGCCCUGCCCGGCCACGGAGGAGGACAGCCGGCUCUCCUCGGACGGCUCGUCCUCCCCGGAGCCCGCAGAGACGGGCCGGGCGGAGUGUCCGGAGAAGCCAGCCAAAGGAGAUGGAAAAAUGGAAAGUACGGCCAACUGGCUGACAGCGAAGAGCGGCCGGAAGAAGCGCUGCCCCUACACCAAGCACCAGACUCUGGAGCUGGAGAAGGAGUUCCUCUUCAACAUGUACUUGACUAGAGAGCGCCGUCUGGAGAUCAGCCGCAGUGUGCACCUCACGGACAGGCAAGUCAAAAUCUGGUUCCAAAACAGGAGGAUGAAACUGAAAAAAAUGAGCCGAGAGAACAGGAUCCGAGAGCUCUCCAGCAGCUUCAGUUUCUCCUGAGACUGUGUGUGUUUGGCGCCCUCCUCCUCCAUGGCGAGGAGCGGACCCCCCGACUGUGAAACAGGACCCUACUGCUAACUUAUUGAUUCUUGUUCUUUCUUAUUUCACGUCUGUUUAUUUUGUCGUGGAUAUGUAUUUAUAAAUGGCUCCAUUUGUAACGUGUUGAAGAUGUUCAGAAUGUGACCACAAUGUUUCAGAGCUUCAGGCUUGUACAGAUUGUAAAUCAACCUGAGGGAACCAUUGGACUUUGCAUGCUGGACGAACCCUUUGGGAUACUUGUAUUACAUGUAGACCUCUAUGUGACAGCUAAAGAGCCGAGAGGUCUGGUGAAUAUUUG
Molecule: messenger RNA, 1381 nt
Organism: Centropristis striata (black sea bass)
Lineage: Eukaryota; Metazoa; Chordata; Actinopteri; Perciformes; Serranidae
Gene: hoxa10b
Product: homeobox A10b
Exons: 2
Coding region: 1-1044 (347 amino acids)
Biological process (GO): regulation of transcription by RNA polymerase II
Cellular component (GO): nucleus
Molecular function (GO): DNA-binding transcription factor activity, RNA polymerase II-specific; RNA polymerase II cis-regulatory region sequence-specific DNA binding
Source: RefSeq, a predicted model, not a curated record